AUGUAUAGCUCAAAAGCAAUUUUGUUAUCAAUGUAUCAAAAAUUUAUUCAAGAUGAAGUUAACAUCUAACUCCAGUAGCCCAAGAAGCUGAACCAAAAGUAAUAAUAAAAAAAAAAAUCAUAAUACAAAAGUGAUUAAUAAUAGAAAUCUCAACAACAAUAAAAGCAAUAACUUAGAUAAUCUGAAUAAAAUUAAUAAAUCGAACAAGAUUCACCUGAAUCAUCAGAAGAGGAAGCCUAAGAAGAUGAGUAAAAAUAAAUUGAAUUACAAAAAUAAGCAGAAUUAGACAAGCAAAAAUUACUACAAGCUGAAUAAAGUGCAAAAUAAACAAAGCAAAAAAAACCAGAAGUCGAUAAAUAAAAAUCAUCAACUUAAAAAGAAGAUUCAUAAAUCUAAAAACAACAAUAAUAACCUAUACAACAAAAGGCUCCAACUUAAAAAGAAAAGAUUAAUCCUUAAACCCAAUAAGAGAAAAAAUAGAAAUAAAAAUAGGAAAAAUAAAAAUUUAGAGUAGAGAUUGAAGAAGAUGAAAAUGAUGAAGAAUGGGUAGAAGUUGGUAACAAAAAAAAGCUUCCCCCAUAAUAAUCACAAAAAACAUAAUAAUAAUAAUAAGAAAGAAACUAGUAACAAGGAAUUAAAUAAACAUAAGAAUUAAAAUAAGAGGAUACAAAGUAGCAAGUGAUCAAAGGUUAACCACAAAUUCAACCUUAGAAAUAGCAAUAAUAGUAAUAAAACAUCCCUUAAAAACCAUAAUAACCACAAUAACCAUAAUAACCCAUAGUAAACUCUUCCUAAAAGGUUUAGUAACCAAAAUAAUAAUAACAAACAUAACCAAUUGUCUAAACACAGUAAAAACCAAAUAACUAAGUCUAAGAUUAGUCAAAAUAAAAACAGAAUGAGAAUGAUAAAAAUUAAACUAAAUAAUAAAAAAAGCAAUUAAAAAAAAUUGUUGAUGACUAAAUUGAUGAAGAGGAGGGGUGGAUAUCUGUCGAACCAAAAUCAAUUAAGAAUAUAAACAAAGAAUAAGAUUCAUCCAAAUAAGAAGCAGAAGAAGUUAAAUAGACAAAAAAAAAAGGAUUAUUCACGAAAGAAGAAUACUAAUAGUUAAAAGAAGAUGCUAAAAAGAUUGAGGAAGCAUAUAAAUUGAGAAUUCAAUAAAUAGAAGAUAUCCAUAGAGCAAAGGUCAUUUCUAAACAUACUUAAUAUGAAGUCAAAAAUGCUGAUUAAUUGUUCAAAACAUAGUAUGUUGCUGCUCCCCCAAAAAUUGAAUAUAAAAUGCCUGAAGUUUAGCCAAAGUUUAUGACUAGAGAAGAAAUAGAUCAAUUAAUCUAAGCCAAAAUGCCAAAAACUAGAGUUUUUGUAGAAAAGUCAGAACCACUCCCACAAUAAGUUGUUAAAUCAUCAGAAACUAAAAAAAUUUAAUUCAAAUCCAAAAUUAAUUUCCUUAAACCAAUCUAACAAGAGAAGAACGAGUAGAAACUAUUUACUGACCCUCCUAUUACUUUUGAAACAAAUAAAGACACUUCAAAAUCAUUCUUCACAACUUAGGUAGUUCUAACUGUUAAUACAACUGGAAAAGAUGUUUUUGGAAGGGUCAAGAAAUUUAGAAGGCCUAUAUAAGAAAAAAAACAACCUGAGCAAAAAUAAAAGGAAAUUUAUCAAGUAAAGGCAAAUGAAUUGAAUUAAAAACCAAAAGACCAAGAUGAAAAUUAAUAAACAGGUGAAAAGGAGCCUACAACUUCCAUAUUGUUAAAUAAAUCUGAAGCUUAAGAUUAAAAGCACGAAAGUGCAAAUACAAAAAAACCAUAAGUGAGGUUUGAAGAAAAACCUAUAUUUGAACCAAAAGUCCAAAAGCCAAAAGAAUAAGAUCCAUAGGAUCUCUAAACUACCACUUAAAAUCAAAAUACCCAAGAUUAAAAGUAAAAGUCAAAUUAAAAAUAAAAGUAACCUUAAAAAAAUUAAUAACCAUAACAAAGGGAUUUAUAUGAAGUUAAGCAACCUCAACAGGUUUAAAAAGUGGUUUAGAAAAAACCAGCUAAGUAAUCUUCAAAUGAGCUUUAUGUACCAAAAGCGAAAGAAACAGAUGAGAUAAUAAUAAAAAAUUAAAAUAAUGAAAUAAAACAAGACGAUAAUUUGAAUUAAAAUAAUUAAAUCAAACAUAUUGAAUAAGAACCAUUAAAAAUAUAAGAAUAAUAAGAAAUAAAUAUUCUAAAAGAAAUAGAUAUUGAGAGCGAGUUGAACCUUUAGAGUGGAAACCAAGAAAUAUAAAUUGAACUAUAAUAAGGAAAUUUAGAAUAAAAUAUUCUAAAUGAAGUUGAAUAGAUUGUUUAAACUGGUUCAAAUUAACCUUAAUUCGUAGAAGAAGAAGAAGUAUUUGUAAGUAAGGAUAAGCCUGUUGAAAAUCAACAAAAUACUUAAUAAUAAUCAGGAAGUAUUGUUGAAUAGAUCGUUUAAACUGGUUCAAAUUAACCUUAAUUCGUAGAAGAAGAAGAAGUAUUUGUAAGUAAGGAUAAGCCAGUUGAAAAUCAACAAAAUACUUAAUAAUAAUCAGUUAAUAUCGUUGAAUAGGUUAUUUAAACUGGCUCAAAUUAACCAUAGUUUGUCGAAGAAGAAGAAGUAUUUGUCAGUAAGGAUAAGCCAGUUGAAAAUCGACAAAAUUCUUAAUAAUAAUCAGAGAAUUUCGUUGAAUAAGUUGUUUAAACCGGAUCAAAUUAACCAUAGUUUGUAGAGGAAGAAGAAGUAUUUGUCAGUAAGGAUAAACCAGUUGAAAAUAAAGAAAAUACUUAAUAAUAAUCAGAAAAUAUUGUUGAAUAAGUUGUUUAAACCGGAUCAAAUUAACCAUAGUUUGUAGAGGAAGAAGAAGUAUUUGUAAGUAAAGAUAAACCAAUAGAAAAUAUCUAAACUAAUACUGAAUCUAAAAAAUCUGUUCAACUUUAAUAAGGGGUAUAAUAAUAAGAAAUCGAUAAUGAAGUUGAAAUUAUAUAGAAAGGAGAAUUGCUUUAAGUUCAAAAUGAUAGUACAGAAUUCAUACCUGCCUAAUAGUUAUCGUCUCAACAAUAAAAACAAGAUUUUAAUUAGAAAAUUCUUUCAAAAUUAGAUGCUCCUAGUCCAAUCGAUAGAGAAUAAAAAAUAACAUCCAUGUCAAAUAUUAUGCAAAAUGAAUUUUCUUAAGAUAUAAGAGAAGAUUCUUCUUUUCUUGCUGAAAUGGAUUAAAAAUAAAGAGUUUUACCUGGAUAUUUAGACUUAACCUUUAAUAGCAGAAAGAAAUUAAUAAAUAAGAAUAUACCUGUUACUUAUAGAACAGAACCAGGAUACGAAAACAUUUUAGAAUUAGAAACUAUGAGUUUAAUUUUGGAUGGAUGCAAAGAAAUAAUUGCUGAUGAAUACGUAAAUUAUUUAGAAAAUGUAAGAAGAAUUAGAAGAAGUGCAUUAAACUAAAAAAGAUUCUCUGAUUACAUUAAAUAUGUUAUUCAAAUGGCUGAGGAAUAAUUUAGGAUAAUCUAAGAAGGUUUUAAUUGUAUUGCAUAGAGUUUGAAUAUUAAUGAAGAAGCAUUUUAAAAUUCUUUUGUAUUUUACUCACAACAUGAAGAAUUUGGAAAAGAAUUCGUAGAAUAAUUAACUUUUGUUCAAUAAAAUAUGAAAGACAUCCCUUAAAUUAAAGUCUCUUUAAGAAAACAAUAAGGAAUCGAACUUAUGAAAUAUUAAAUAGAUGUCAUAGAAUCUUAUACAAAGCAUGAAUACUUUGGUUAAAUUUUAGAUCUUUUCAAUGAUAUGGAAGAUGUUUAAGAUGCUAAACCAAUUCUAUUAAAUACAUUGAUUGAUGAUGUAAUUUUUGAAAAAUAUGGAUAUGAGGAAGAGGAUAAAAUUAAUUUUAUGAAAAAAUUUCAUAACGAUAAAGAAGUUAAGAGUCUGCAAGCUAAAUAAGAGAAUUUAGUUGAAAAUUUAUUCAAUAUUUAAUUGGAAUGACUUAUUUUUACAUAUACAAUAAAUGAGCAUUUUCAUUUUA
Paramecium tetraurelia is the source of this 4006-nucleotide messenger RNA. RefSeq lists its product as uncharacterized. The record is from RefSeq and is a predicted model, not a curated record. The transcript has 9 exons. NCBI's taxonomy places the organism in Eukaryota, Ciliophora, Oligohymenophorea, Peniculida, Parameciidae.